Centropristis striata (black sea bass) is the source of this 3990-nucleotide messenger RNA. It is a transcript of the gene piwil2, whose product is annotated as piwi-like RNA-mediated gene silencing 2. Bases 99 to 3347 code for a protein of 1082 amino acids. Gene Ontology annotation, biological process: regulatory ncRNA-mediated gene silencing. Gene Ontology annotation, molecular function: piRNA binding; protein binding. The record is from RefSeq and is a predicted model, not a curated record. Gene Ontology annotation, cellular component: P granule. NCBI's taxonomy places the organism in Eukaryota, Metazoa, Chordata, Actinopteri, Perciformes, Serranidae. The transcript has 23 exons.
AAGAUUGAUUGAUAAUUGUUUGUAUUUUUAUUUUAUUUUUUUGUACAUAAUUUAUCUUGAUUGGAUGACAUACUGAGCCAUGUUGUUAACUUCUAAGUAUGGGUUUUUCCCUGCAGUUAACCCAGUGUUUUGUCAGCUGGUUAUCAAAAGUUGAUCGAAUGGAUCCAAAGAAGCCUUCUGAUAUCAGUAGUACACCGGGCGUUCCUUGGCUGGGACGCGGAAUAGGACUGCAGUCUCAGGAGCCGGCUGUAGGACGUGGUAGAGGGCUGCUGCUAUCUGCAGAAGGGCCUAGUCUAGGACGAGCCAGAGGUAUUCCCAUUCCUGGCGAUACCCCACAAGGACGAGGAGUAACUCUACCCAUUGCUGAACCUGUGGUUGGACGAGCAAGAGGGCUGCUGCUGCAGCCUGACUAUGGAGGAAUUGGCCGAGCCAGAGGGCUGCUUUUCCCAGCAGCUGAACCAAAGGUAGGGGUGGCAAGAGGUGCAGUCCUUCCUAGUCUGGAGCAGCACCAUGGACAGACGCCUCCAUGUGAAACCACAAUGCAAGGGAAAGGAGAGGAGAUGUCUGCUUUGACAAGAAAAGAGGUUGACCUGCCUAUCCUUGGUCAAGGAUCAAUGCUGGUUUCAAUGUUUAGAGGAAUGGGCAUUGAGCCCUCAAUUGGAAGAGGAACACUACCAGUGGGAAGAGGAGUAGCUGGAGAUCAGGGUGAUGUGAAGCUGCAAGGUACCCCAGUAGGUGUCAUCAGCAGCCUAGAAAGCAUUGGCCAACUUGAAGAGGUGAUGGACAGAGGCAGCAGUUUCCAUGGCCGGGGUCUGCCCUCUCGGACGAUGGUGGGGCUUGGAAGAGCAGCGAUGCCUCACUUUGGAGUCGGAAGAGGGCGCGCUCUACCUCCUUUUCCUCCAGCUCAUGUCGAGUCUGUUUCUCCACCCUCUGAGAAACCAGCAGCCCUACAUUCUCCGGCUUCCCACACAGGUCCUGUGCCCACCACCCAAGAGAUGUCAGAGCUUCCUGCUGUUGUCCCAGCAAAGAAGGAGCUGAAAAUGGAGGCAAGCCGUGAGCCACUUGCCAAGGCUGGAACAAAAGGAGCUGCCAUUACUAUUGGCUCAAACCACAUCAUGAUUCGCUGCAAGAAUGAAGCUGUUUAUCAGUAUCAUGUUACAUUUACUCCAAAUGUGGAGUCAAUGGCAAUGCGUUUUGGCAUGAUGAAGGACCACCGCCCCACCACAGGGGAAGUAGUAGCUUUUGAUGGCUCCAUACUCUUCCUGCCCGUUAAGCUGAAUGACGUGGUUGUUCUAGAGAGUCUAAGAAGAACGGAUAAUGAAGCCAUAAAAAUUCAAAUUCAAAUGACAAAGAUCUUACCACCCAACUCGGAUCUAUGCAUCCCGUUCUACAAUGUGGUGCUCAGGAGGGUAAUGAAAAUCGUUGGGCUGAAGCUGGUGGGUCGUAAUCAUUAUGAUCCGGAGAGUGCAGUCAUUCUUGGAAAACACCGGCUGCAAGUGUGGCCUGGUUAUUCGACCUGUAUCAAGCGCACAGACGGAGGUCUGUACCUCAAUGUGGAUGUGUCUCACAAAGUCCUGCGGAAUGACUCUGUGCUGAAUAUCAUGAACAUGCUCUACCAACAGAGCAAGGAGAGCUUCCAAGAUGAAUGCACCAAAGAGCUCAUCGGAAGCAUCGUCAUCACCCGCUACAACAACCGCACCUACCGCAUUGAUGCCAUCGACUGGAACAAAUCCCCCAAAGACACCUUCACUUUGAUGGAUGGCACACAAACCACUUUUGUGGAAUACUACAGCAAGAACUAUGGGAUUACAAUCAAAGAGAUGGACCAACCUCUGCUUAUGCACCGGCCGAAGGAGAGGGCCAAGCCAGGAGGGAAGCAAAUCAUCACUGGAGAGAUCCUUUUAGUGCCAGAGCUUUCGUUCAUGACGGGAAUCCCAGACAAGAUGAGGAAGGACUUCAGAGCAAUGAAGGACCUGACCAUGCACAUCAAUGUGAGCGGUGAGCAACACACUCACGCAAUAAAGCAGCUUCUGAAGAACAUCAGCGCCAACCCAGAGAGUCUGAAGGAGCUCAGCCGCUGGGGACUGGCCAUUGACUCUGAAAUCCUGGUGACUAAAGGUCGAAUUCUUCCGUCUGAAACCAUCUGUAUGCAGUCUUCAUCAUUUGCCCCCGGUACUGAUGUGUCCUGGUCCAGAGAGGUUGUGAGGGAUACUUCAAUCAGCUCUAUCCCAUUGAACAUUUGGUCCAUCUUCUACCCUCGCCGCUGUGCAGAGCAGGCUGAAGAGCUGGUUUCGACCUUUAACAAGGUGGCCGGGCCUAUUGGGUUGCGACUGGAGCGACCUAUUCGUGUGGAGCUGAGGGAUGAUCGCACUGAGACUUAUGUCAAGAGCAUCCAUUCUCAGCUCAACAGUGAGCCCAAUAUGCAGCUCGUAGUGUGCAUAUUGGUUGGCAACAGAGACGAUCUCUACAGUGCCAUCAAGAAGCUCUGCUGUGUCAAAAGUCCCAUCCCAUCCCAGGCCAUCAAUGUCCGGACAAUUUCCCAGCAACAGAAGUUGAGGAGUAUUGCCCAAAAGAUACUUCUGCAGAUGAACAGCAAGUUGGGAGGAGAGCUGUGGACUGUCAAUGUCCCUCUGAAACACUUGAUGGUGGUGGGAGUUGAUGUCCACCAUGACACCAGCAAGGCGCAUCAAUCAGUCAUGGGAUUUGUCGCAAGUGUGAACAGCUCACUGACCCGGUGGUACUCCAGAGUAACUUUCCAGACACCUAAUGAGGAACUCAUCAAUGGCUUCAGAGUUUGCUUACUUGCUGCACUACAGAAGUACUACGAGGUGAACCACAACUUGCCAGAAAAGAUUGUGGUGUAUCGGGACGGCGUGUCUGAUGGUCAGCUGAAGAUGGUGGAGCAGUACGAGAUCCCACAGUUGAUCAAAUGCUUUGAGACUUUCCCCAGCUAUGAACCCAAGCUGGUCUUCAUUGUGGUCCAAAAGCGCAUCAGCACCACCCUCUACUCCAUGGCUGGGAACAACAUUGGCACACCUCCACCUGGAACAGUGAUCGAUCACACCCUCACUCGGAGAGACUGGGUGGACUUCUUUCUGAUGGCACAUCACAUUCGACAGGGCUGUGGGCUUCCUACACACUACAUCUCGCUGUACAACACAGCGAACCUCACACCGGACCACCUGCAAAGGCUGACUUUCAAGAUGUGCCAUUUGUACUGGAACUGGCCUGGCACCAUUCGUGUUCCGGCACCAUGCAAGUACGCCCACAAACUGGCUUUCCUGUCAGGCCAAUACCUGCACUCCGAGCCGGCCAUCCAGCUGUCAGACAAGCUCUUCUUUCUUUGAGCUGCACCAGUUGACACCACAAGCAAACUGCACAGGUCACAGCAACACCAGCUGUGAUGAAAACUGAAAGACCGAAACAACAAACGACUCAUUUGAAUUAAUGAGAGAUUCAUGAUUGUCACUUAAGACUUUAAAGUUUACUGUAGAUUAUCACCUUGGUUUACCAGAUGGAUCAAGUCCUCAAUUCUACUGAUGUAACCUGAGAAGAACGCCAUAUUGCUGAGUUGAAAGAAGUCUGUGAAAAGGCAGGUGUGGCAUGUGUACACGUGCUACAAAAAAUAGCAGUAUGAAGACCGUUCUCAGUAUGACUAACCACUACAAUUCUUAUAUUGCAUAAUUAUGCAUGUCUUAAUUUUAAGUCUAGUGGGGGAAAAAGGAGAACAGUUGAAGUUUGAAAUUAGUAUUUUCCGAAGUUUGCAAAGUUGCAAAAAUUUUGAGUUUUCAGUGUAUUAGACAGUGUUUUGUUCAUGUUACGACCCUACCACUGUAACCAAUUUUUAUUUAUAAUGCUGUACUUCAUAAGCAGGUUUAUACAGGUUUACUCGUUAGGUCCCAGGAUGUAUCUUAAUACAGUUUCAGCUUUGUAUGCCCAUAAUACUAAAAAGAGCAUAAAAUAAAGCUAACUGGGAGAACUUUCAUCAAA